This is a messenger RNA of Lineus longissimus, 4060 nucleotides long. Its product is annotated as poly(A)-specific ribonuclease PARN-like. Lineage: Eukaryota; Metazoa; Nemertea; Pilidiophora; Heteronemertea; Lineidae. The transcript has 20 exons. Gene Ontology annotation, cellular component: nucleus; cytoplasm. The record is from RefSeq and is a predicted model, not a curated record. Gene Ontology annotation, molecular function: poly(A)-specific ribonuclease activity; RNA binding; metal ion binding. Bases 20 to 1870 code for a protein of 616 amino acids. Gene Ontology annotation, biological process: nuclear-transcribed mRNA poly(A) tail shortening.
GCCGCGCCAAAUUUAGAAAAUGGAAGUCACAAGGAAAAAUUUCCAGGCCUUGUUGCCAGAUGUCUCUGAUACGAUAAAUGAGUGUGAUUUUCUGGCAAUAGAUGGUGAAUUCACAGGUCUCCACAACGGUAUUCGUGAAAAUGCCUAUGACACAGCUAGAGAACGUUACUUAAAAUUCCAGCAGGGUUGUCCAGAUUUCCUUUUAAUUCAGUUUGGAUUAUGUUGCUUCCGUUAUGAUGAUGAACUGAAGAAGAAUGUUGCUAAGACGUUCAACUUCUAUACUUUCCCAAGGCCGUUCAGCCGACAAGCUCCAGACCACAGGUUUCUCUGUCAGUGUUCAAGUAUGGAGUUCUUAAUAACUCAGGGUUUCGACUUCAAUAAAUUAUUCAGAGAAGGUAUUCCAUACCUGUCUCCUGCAGAUGAACAGAAGCUGAAAGAAGCACUCGGCCAAAAGCACCAACAGUUCAUGUACUCCUCACCAGCAUUCACCACGCCAGGGGGUGCAUUGGAGUCCGUCAAAAGUCCAGCUGUGAUUCCCGACGAACAGAAAGAAUUCAUUGAAAGUGUGAUAAAGAAGAUAGAAAACUUCGUUGAAAAGUCACAGGAGCCCAGUCUUUCCCUUGAUCCAUGUAGUGCAUUUAGAAGGAAACUCAUCUACCAGACUGCAAAACUCAGAUUUCAGACUGGUAUUCACCUGGAGACGCGAACCCUCGAUAACAGAGUACGGUGUAUUGUUAUCAGUCGAGUGAACGGUGAAGAAGACAUGAGAAAGAAGGAAUAUGCAAGGCAGCAAGUAGAACGGGAUGAAUUGGAAGCAGAAGUUGGAUUCUCAAAAGUGAUCAAAAUGAUUUCAAAGUCGGGAAAACUGAUGGUUGGCCACAACAUGCUUUUAGAUUUACUUCAUGUGAUUCAUCAAUUCAGCACUCCAUUACCACCGGAUUAUGAUGAGUUUAAAACUAUAGUGGGCUGUGUUUUUCCAAAGAUCAUCGACACCAAGUUAAUGGCCAGCAUUCAUCCAUUCAGGGAACACAUUAUGUCAUCAAAUCUUGGAGACCUACAGAAGAUAUUGGAAUGUUCGCCGUUCAGAAAACCAGAAGUUGUUACAGCAGAAAACUUUCCAUCCUAUGAUACCCAAACAGAGAAACUCCACGAAGCUGGCUAUGAUGCUUAUAUCACUGGUUUGUCUUUCAUUGGCUUGGCUAAUUACUUAGGCAACUUCCAGGACCCGAGAAAACUAAGGGUGGAGCCCAAUUCCUCUCUGCUGGAGCCGUUUUUGAAUAAAAUAUUUGUGAUGAGGAUUGCUGAUAUUCCGUACAUUAACUUAACUGGCCCAGACCUGGAUCCAAACCGCGACUAUGUGUUCCACGUCACAUUCCCUGCGGAGUGGCGACUGGGAGACCUGCAGCAACUCUUUUCGCCGUUCGGUAUGGUCAACAUCGCUUGGAUCGAUGACAAGUCUGCAUUUGUGGGUGUUCUCAAGAAAGAGAAUGUAUCAGUUGUGAUGAAAACCCUGUCUGAAGGCCAUGCCUACAAAGUCACUCCGUACUAUGAAUACAUGAGGAGGACAACAGGCCAACCUCAGCCGAGAAAACGCAAACACGAGGAAGCAGACAUCCAGCUGCCUGCAGAAUCCAUUCCUCGGAAGACGUUAAAUGUGGAAGCAUCACCGUUUGUGUCUCGACGAAGCAUCACCCCGAUCCCAGAAGAGAAAGAGGAUGAAGAGGGAGAUGCCAUGACUAGUACUAGCGCUAAAGAGGAGUUAGGUGAACCCAUGAAAAAGAAACACAAGGCCAAUAAUGGGACACAAGAAGAGACAAAAAUGGAUGAGGGCAUCGGCGACAAGCUAUUUGAUGAGCCGACCAGCUGGUGAAAGUUAAAGGUGUCCAGGCUACAGAGUUACUUCCAGUGCUUAGCUAUGGGCAGUAACAGCAAGUAACGAGAGACUGGACUGGCUGCGACUCAUGAUGACUUCCACUGCAAGGGGAUAAGUCACGAUCGAACAGUCGUAUCUUGUUCAAAUGGAGAUCCAUCUGCGCUUUUCAAUCACCCCAGGCGUCAGAUUUUCCAUUUUUCAGACCGACUACUUAGUUAAUGAGUUGAAUGACUUGGACUGGGACUUGUUCUUAAAUUCUGCUAGUGAUGUUACCCGAAAAAGCACUGUUUUUUUGUAGACGCGCCUGCAUAACGUUACCACCGAGGGGCCGUAUAGAUCACGCAUACUAUUAUCAGUGUUUGCAACUUAGCACAUCUAUUUCACCAACGGGCAUGCAGCUUCCCAAUUCUUGCGCAGCCACGUUUAUCGGAGAGUGCUUAGUAAUGAAAGUCAAGUGAGAAACUUUACGAGAUGAGGUUUGUCUUAGUUACACAACCAUAUAUGUACAUGUAGCAUCAUGUCACACGGAUCAACAAUAGUCAACAAACAGUCAUAAUGCAACUUUGUAGAAUUUUUUAGCAAGCAAAUGAUGCGCCUGGUAGGGAAGGUGAGCUGUUGACAAACUAUGCUAGACACCAGAAAAACAACGUCUGUAUGUCCUUGUUUUUCACAUUUCUCGGAUUUUUGGGUAAAAAUAUGAAAUGUGAGACCCUUCAAAAAUAUCGCAAUUUGCCUUGAUGUAGUUAUUCAGUUGUGUUCUUAAACCAGUCCUAGACUGAACGUAUACAUGUACCAUGUACUAGAUAUAUGAUUUAUUUUUGUACUUCACACGUCAAACACAUAAAUGUGGUUCCCAUGUUUUGCUCUUUAUCGCUUUUUUUCUAUCAGCAUUUAUUUGGCAGGGGAGCAUUGGCCUUAGGGUGUACAACAUUUUCUCUUGAGUUCAUAUAGUACUACCAGGCUUACCAGCUAGUAUAUCAUUGCUCCUGGGGAAGUUGGUAGAAGGACCUUCCCCUUGCACGCUGUAUUUAUCAGAGACAACCAUACUCUCUAAAUGCAUCUGCAAUUUUUGCAUUGCGUUCAGAUAAAGUUAUUUUGGACAUAUUUCUGUUGAUUUGGUAAAGACGCUGCAUUUGAAUCCAUAUGACUAAAUAUUGAUAAAAACUUUUAUCAGUUAAUCGCCACUAGUCUUCGGAUUUCAAAUUCUGAAUAUCGGCGCAGGGCCGCAGGCCUUUUCAUAUAUAAUGUGCUUGAUGUGUGAAAUUUUUCAGUAGUUUGAUUGUUUGUAACUGUUUGUUUAUAUUUUUGAUGUAGCUUAUUUUUCGCCGUUUUUUGAAGUUGUAUGGUUCUUCAAUAACACGCGCCUACCAGGACUCGUGUAUUUUUAUUGGUAGGUCUAGUUUUGAGGGUGUUUUUCGUCGCAAGUUAUAUUUUGAAAACAUUUGGAUUUAUUCUUGGUUGUCGAAAAGAAUUAGAAUUUCAGGCCUAUAUGCUGUUGUUAUGUUGACUGUUCGCACUGAUCAAACACGGUGAGACCUAAAUGUCUGAUUCUCUCUGCAAAAAUAGUUCCCGGUUUCUACUCUGUUGCUUUUGUUGUAUACACACAGUGUUCGUUAGAAAGCUAUUCGCCUUCGCAUCCAAAUAUCACCGUCGGUAGUUUUUAUACUGUCUACAACCUCCGGCUUCAUAGACAUAUUAAAAAUAAAAUUCACAGACGCGAAUACAAAAUUUAUUUGAUUGUUUAUUUGUGAAUGACAAAAAGGUAUUCUAUUUUUCUUUGGUGAAAAUCCAUGUGUAAUUCGCCUAAUGUAAAACACGGGUUUCAUUGUUCCAAGGAGAUGGUACUCUUCAAGUGUAUACCCAACUUGUAUAAAAACAACCAUCCUUUAAAGUGGCAACUUGGGCAUGAGCCAGGAUGAUAAUACCUCUCUGUUCACCAUUACCUCUCCUCGCCAUUUUGAAUGAAGUUCACGACACAUCGUGUUUUCUAGAUGUACAUGUAACGUUACAUGUAGUGCAAAAUGUACUUUCCUCCUAAUUGUAGAUGUACAUGGAUAUUCAUUUGAUAUAUAUGUUUAUGUUUUCUUUCUAUGAUUUCACCAUUUGUCAUGAUUAUUGUAGGUCAAUUGAUGUUCCGCCAUUCGAGAAUUGUUGUAAAUGUACAAUGUAAACGUGAAAUAAAAGAAU